This is a messenger RNA of Drosophila busckii, 1901 nucleotides long. RefSeq names its product maltase A1. Gene Ontology annotation, biological process: carbohydrate metabolic process. The record is from RefSeq and is a predicted model, not a curated record. Bases 262 to 1773 code for a protein of 503 amino acids. NCBI's taxonomy places the organism in Eukaryota, Metazoa, Arthropoda, Insecta, Diptera, Drosophilidae. The transcript is spliced from 3 exons.
AAAGCAAAUCGAACAUUUAAGACGCUGCUGAGCUUGCUAUGGCUGCCUGCGCUUGCUCUAGCCUGUCAGGAUAAGGCAGCCAGCAAGCCAGCGAGCAAGGAGUGGUGGCAAACCGCGCAGUUCUAUCAAAUAUAUCCACGCUCGUUUAAGGACUCCAAUGGCGAUGGCAUUGGCGACCUGAAUGGCAUAACCAGCGAGUUGGAGUAUCUCAAAGACUUGGGCGUAACUGCAGCUUGGCUGUCGCCCAUUUUCAAGUCACCCAUGGUGGACUUUGGCUACGACAUCAGCGACUUCUAUGACAUACAACCGGAGUACGGCACGCUCGACGAUUUUCGCGCGCUGAUCAAGCGAGCCAACGAGCUGGGCAUCAAGAUCAUACUCGACUUUGUGCCCAAUCACUCGAGUGAUGAGAACGUUUGGUUCAAGAAGUCGGUGGCACGUGAGCGAGGCUACGAGGACUACUAUGUGUGGCAUGAUGGCAGGUUGAACAGCAGCACGGGCAAGCGUGAGCCGCCUACGAAUUGGAAUCAAUACUUUCGCGGCACCGCCUGGCAGUGGAAUGAGCAGCGUGGUCAGUACUAUUUGCAUCAAUUUGCAGUGCAGCAGCCGGAUCUGAACUAUCGCAAUCCCGCUGUGGUGGAGCAAAUGAAGCGCGUGCUGCGCUAUUGGCUUAAGGAGGGCGUCGCUGGCUUCAGAUGCGAUGCGCUGCCGCCGCUUUUCGAGGUGCAGCGCGAUGCGCAGGGUCAGUAUCCAGACGAGGAGCUCACCAAUGCCAUUGAGGACGUUGAAGAUCGCGCGUAUUUGACUACAAAGUACAUAGAGAAUCAGCCAGAGACUGUGGACAUGGUUUAUCAGUGGCGACAGGUACUCGACGAUCAUCAGCGCAUCUUUGGCGGCGACGCGGGCGUGCUGCUCAUUGAGACCUACUCGCCCGCCUGGUUCACCAUGCAGUUCUAUGGCAACAGCUCAGUCAAUGGCGCGCACUUGCCGUUCAACUUUAAUUUCAUAACUGUUAUGGAGCAGGGCCCGCUGAGCGCCAGCAAUGUGCAGCUGGCCAUUGAUCUGUGGCUGCAGAAUAUGCCAGCUGGACGCACGGCCAACUGGGUGCUGGGCAAUCACGACAAGCGGCGUGCGGCGAGUCGCUAUGGCGUGGAGCACAUAGAUGCAAUGAAUAUGCUGGUGAUGGUGCUGCCAGGAGCGAGCGUAACCUACCAGGGCGAGGAGCUGGGCAUGACCGAUGGCUGGAUUAGCUGGGAGGACACUGUCGAUCCCUGGGGCUGCAAUUCCGAUGCGCAGAACUACGAGCACUACACCAGAGAUCCGGAGCGCACGCCGUUUCACUGGAGCAGCGGCAAGAAUGCGGGAUUUUCGACUGGUGAACGCACUUGGCUGCCGCUGGCUGCAGACUAUGAGACGAUUAAUGUGGCCAGCGAGGAAGCAGCAACGCACUCGCAUUUGAAGAUUUACAAGUCGCUUGUGGCGCUGCGUCGCAGUUCGACGAUAUUGCAAAACGGCAGCGUCAAGUAUCGCGCACACACUGAGGAAGUCUUCGUCGUUAAGCGUACACUUGCUGGCGCUGGCAGCAUCGUCUAUGCGGCAAACUUUGGUGCAGCCAAAGUCAGCGUCGAUUUGCGCGAGUUUGACAAAACUUUGCCCAGCACACUCAAGUUGCUCAUACGCAGCGUGGGCGCCAGCAAAACAGAGGGGCAAAGCUACAGUGUGUCCCACUUGGAGCUGGACGCAGGCGAGGCUUUGCUGCUUGCCACAAAUUAAUGAACAAUAUUUAAUUUUUAAUUUAGAUAUUUAUUGAUAGCGUUGUCGUAAAUAUACACAUGACAAUUAACAACAUACAUAUGGCGGCUGUUUGCUCUCGUUAUUUAUUUAGUUUUAAUCAAUAGUAA